Messenger RNA from Sitodiplosis mosellana (orange wheat blossom midge), 822 nucleotides. RefSeq lists its product as uncharacterized. The coding region runs from base 36 to 764 and encodes 242 amino acids. The transcript is spliced from 2 exons. Lineage: Eukaryota; Metazoa; Arthropoda; Insecta; Diptera; Cecidomyiidae. The record is from RefSeq and is a predicted model, not a curated record.
GAUACCAGCCCAUAGAUACAAAAGAUUUAGCAACAAUGAGCAGCUCAUCAUCUGAUUCCGAAGAUGAAAAUCUGGAUUUAUUGCGGGAGGCAGUCGACACAAGCUUCAUCAGCGAUGGCAUGUUUGCAAAGGGUAAAUCAUCGACAGAAGAUUUAAAAGACAUCACAUCACCACCAAAAUGCGAGCUAAUUAAACCAAAUAAAACCUCCGUCACAACACUGAAAUCACAAAGGUACAUCGAACACGACGAGAGCGAAUCCGAUUUAAAUGUGCCGAAAUCCAUGCAAGAUUUUGUUUACAAGAAAAUGUCAAAGAAAAUUAACGAUUCCAUUGAAUUCGUUGAGGUAUCUACAAAGAAGAGUAAAAAGAGAAAGUCUGCCCAAGAUGAAAUUGGCUGUGUUCGUUUGCUGAGUGAUACCGAUCCGAUUACAGCAAUUGACUUUCAACCCGAAAUAAAUGACAAGCCAGUUGAGGGUAAGAAGCUUGAAGUAAAGCGGCGAAUAGUUGAGCCUGAUGUGUACAACGAUGAAGAGAAAGUGAAAAUGGUCUCUAUCGAUGGCGAGAGUAUAUUACAGCAGACGGAAACGAAAAGCUGGAAACCAAAAAAAGUCAAGCCAAAUAAAUUGUUCAAAUAUCGCGAGAAAAAUGCCGUAUUGUAUGCUAUCGAACCAAAAAAUGAAUUUACCGCUCUUCGCAAGAAGAAUAACUGGUGUGAGAGCAAAAUUGCGAAAUUUCCAUGGAAAAAUCAUGCAAAAAAAUUGUAAUUAUUUUCAAUGUGGCUUUAUUCAGAAAUGAAAAAAAUAAAUCUAUUUUAUAAGUCAA